This is a messenger RNA of Arthroderma uncinatum, 2895 nucleotides long. RefSeq names its product trehalose synthase complex regulatory subunit TPS3. Gene Ontology annotation, molecular function: catalytic activity. NCBI's taxonomy places the organism in Eukaryota, Fungi, Ascomycota, Eurotiomycetes, Onygenales, Arthrodermataceae. Gene Ontology annotation, cellular component: cytosol; alpha,alpha-trehalose-phosphate synthase complex (UDP-forming). Gene Ontology annotation, biological process: trehalose biosynthetic process. The transcript has 2 exons. The coding region runs from base 1 to 2895 and encodes 964 amino acids. The record is from RefSeq and is a predicted model, not a curated record.
AUGACGAUAUUCAUCGUUUCGCUCUUCUUACCACACACCAUCGACUUCGCCCUGCCGGAGGGCUAUCAACUGCGCAAGUCUUCUCACCACCACCGCCGCAAGAGCUCUGGCCAGAGAGCCACGCUGUUUGGCCGUAUACCCAGCCAGUCGGCCACUCCUGCGUCCGCUUCUGCCUCUGCGUCAACGCCUACACAAGCGUCGAAGUCGGCAACAGCCCAUCGACCGUCGAGCUCUAGGGACCAAGGCCGCAUCUUCUCGCUCCCAGACUACUCCUCCUCCGGGAUAGAGAUUGAGUCGCCAGAGCCACGCCUGCUAGCGCCUAGUGACCCGCAUUCACCCCGUUGGGGGUCCCCAGGUGCAUUCAACCAGCCCAAAGCUCAGGCUCUCGCACCUCCAUCCUCGUCAAUCCUAAACCAUACCCAGGGCCGUCUCAAGGGCCAAGCUCAGGAAUCUGCCUCGGAGCUGUCCAAGACCCAGCCAGUCCUUAUUCCCGCCCAGGCACAGCCGCCUAGCGGCCAAGCUCCCCCGUUAAGCCAGGAUAAGGUCUUUGAAAGCGCAGAAUGGACCGUUCAACCCUCGGAACAAGGAAAUGGCGGACUUCUAAAUGCUAUCCGCUCUGCCGUCGACUGGCCGUAUAUGAAGGAUAAAAUAUGGGUUGGCACAUUGGGUAUGCCCACCGAUGCGCUGCAUGACAAGCAGAAAGAUGCCAUUGCCGAAAAGCUAGCCGCGGACUGUGAGGCGUUGACGAUAUUCGUCUCGGACAACGAUUUUGACAGCCACUACUCACAUUUCUGCAAGAUGAUCCUCUGGCCCGUCUUCCACUACCAGAUACCGGAUAACCCCAAGAGUAAAGCAUACGAAGACCAUUCGUGGGUAUAUUACCGUCGUGUCAACUAUAAUUUUGCACAGGAGAUUAUUAAAAACUGGAAGCGAGGGGAUGUGAUAUGGGUACACGAUUAUCACCUCCUUCUGGUGCCAGACAUGGUAAGGAAAGAGAUACCAGACGCCCAGAUUGGUAUCUUCCUACACGUCGCCUUCCCCUCGUCAGAGGUGUUCAGGUGUCUUUCUGUCCGGAUGGAGCUGCUCAAGGGAAUGCUGGGGGCCAACCUGAUCGGGUUCCAAACGCAGGAAUACUGCCAUCACUUCUUACAGACCUGUAGCCGCCUGCUUAAUGUGGAGGCUACCAAGGAUGGGGUGCAGCUGGAGGACAGGUUUGUCAAUGUUGGCACUUUUCCAAUUGGCAUUGACCCUGUCUCGCUUGAUAUUCGACGACAGUGUGGAGAGGUCAAGUCAUGGAUUCGUAUCCUACAGAAUAAAUUCAAAGGCAAACGGCUCAUCGUGGCCAGGGAUAAGCUUGACAACGUCCGAGGUGUCCGCCAGAAACUACUAGCUUUCGAGCUCUUUCUCAACAAGUACCCUCACUGGCGAGAUUCUGUUGUUCUGAUACAAGUUGCAUCUACCACUACAGAACAGCCAGAACUAGAGGCCUCGGUCUCUGAUAUCGCCACGCGCAUCAACUCAGUCCACUCUAACCUUGCCCACCAGCCUCUCAUCUUUCACAAGCAAGACCUUCUCUUCGACCAAUAUCUUGCCCUUAUAUCUGUUGCAGACGUCUUCAUGGUGACCAGCCUGCGUGAAGGAAUGAACCUCACCAGUCAUGAAUUCAUCCAUUGUCAGGACGGCCUGCUAUCCCCGUCUAAACAUGGGCCCCUGAUCCUUAGUGAGUUCACUGGUAGUGCCUCCAUUUUCCACUAUCAUCCUCUCCUUGUCAACCCAUGGAAUUACCAAGAGUGCGCCGACGCGAUCAAUACCGCCCUCGAAAUGCCUGCUGCUACUCGCCAGGCCCAAUGGACCCGACUCAACACCACGGCCAAGGAUCACGUAACCACCAGAUGGGUUAAUAACUUCACCUCUGCUCUUAACGAUGCAUACUACCAACAAUCAACUCGUGAAACUGUAGCCGUUCCGCGUCUUUCAAUUCCUAAUCUCUGUGACACCUACCGUACCUCCACCCGCCGUCUCCUCAUCCUAGACUACGAGGGCACCCUUGCUUCCUGGGGUCAACCUACCAACACAGUCCUUACAACCCCCCAGCGCGCUAUUGAUACCCUCACAGACCUACUUGAAGAUCCCUUUAAUACUGUCUAUGUCAUGUCCUCACGCAUGCCAGAGGAUAUGGAACGCCUCUUCAGCCGUGUCCCCGGUCUAGGCCUUAUAGCAGAAAAUGGAUGCUUUGUGCGGCCACCUCCAGCUUCCUCCCCGAUCCCUUCUCCGCCUUCCAAGUCUCUAGGCACCACAGAAUGGAUCCGCCUCAUUGACAUGUCCAAGAUGAAUGACUGGAAACUUUCCCUCUCGCCUAUGCUAAGCUACUUCCAAGAACGAACAGAUGGAAGCUGGAUUGAAGAAACCCAUGCAUCCCUUAUCUUCCACUAUGAGCGCGCAGAUGACCCAACUAGUGCAGAGCGCCAUGCUUCCGAAUGUGCGAAUAACGUCAAUGAUAGUUGUGGCAAUCAUGGCCUCAGGGCAGUGCAGGCCGACGGCUGUGUGGUUGCUGGACCAGUGGAGCCAAAUAAAGGUACAGCUGCAGGCGUUGUGUUAUCGGCGUAUACGAGAAGAGAGUCUCGGAGGAGUUCUAGUGCCGGUAGCACUAAUAGCGUGAAGCACGGUAUGGCGGGAGAAAUUGACGAUAUGGACGAAGAUGCACCGGAUUUCAUACUCAUCAUUGGUGAUGGGAGGGAUGACGAACCUGCGUUCCGAUGGGCGAAUCGCCUAGGUGAAGAGAAGAAGGUGAAGAAUGUUAUGACUGUUACGUUGGGGUCGAAAAAUACGGAGGCCAAGGCCACCUUGACGCAGGGCGUUACUGGUAUGCACACCCACCCAAAUUUCCACUAUUAG